AUGAGCUUGUCUUGCUGCUGUGCGAGGGACUUUACGGAGGCUCUACCGAUCGAGAUGAGCUUGAAGAUCUUCGGCGAGCUUGAUGCCAGGAGUCUAUGCCGCGCCUCGGCCACGUGCCGCCGGUGGAACGCCAUCAUCCGUGACAGCCAGCAGCUGUGGAGGAUGCAGUGUCUCAGUAUCAUCACACUCUGCCACAGGGAGGUGGAUGCCGACCGCAGCAACGGACUUUCCUGGAAGGAGUCGCUAAUGAGGAACUACAUUCGCAGCCGUGUCAAACUGGACUGGCUGCAAGGACGCUAUAGCAACGUAGCGUCAGCCAGUGAGCUGCGUGGCAAAAAGAUGGUGCCGAUGGACGUGGAAACUUGGGGAGAUAUCCUACAGGCAGAACUGGACCGAUGA
Molecule: messenger RNA, 399 nt
Organism: Nerophis lumbriciformis (worm pipefish)
Lineage: Eukaryota; Metazoa; Chordata; Actinopteri; Syngnathiformes; Syngnathidae
Source: RefSeq, a predicted model, not a curated record